AAUCAUGAUUAUAUCAGAAACAAGGAGACAGAAAAGUUAGAGUCCAGGUCCGUUACGUUAGGUCAGGUUUUACUGUCUACUCUACUAGUUUCAGUACCGGGGUACACGGGAACUGUUGAAUGGGAUAGGGAAUGAUUUGAUUUCUUCCCCAAAUCCCCUUAAAAUUCUCACUGCAAUCUAUUUAUUACUUUCCUUUUUUUUUCCAUCAAUGGCAUUCAUAUUGAUCCAAUAAUAAACAGCUGGGAAGUGUUUAGGGAGCUCAGAAACUGGCUUUUAGAAGGAUUGUAUAUAUCGUGAGCAAAUUUUAUUAGGUUUAAAGAUGAUGGGAUCUGUUUUUACCAGAUUACUUGUGAUGCUUUUUGGAUAUGCAUAUCCAGCUUUUGAGUGCUUUAAAGCUGUGGAGAAGAAUAAGAUGGAUACUGAACAACUUCUCUUUUGGUGUCAAUACUGGAUUUUAGCUGCCAUGUUGACAGUAUCUGAAAGGGUUAUGGACGUUUUUAUUUCCUGGGUUCCGAUGUAUUUUGAAGCUAAGUUGGUGUUCUUCAUAUACUUGUGGUAUCCAAAAACAAAGGGGACAACAUAUGUUUAUGAAUCUUUUUUUCGUCCAUAUCUUGCAAAGCAUGAGACAGAAAUUGAUCGUAGCAUACUGGAAUUGAGGGCUAGGUUUACAGACAUUACCCUUCUGUAUGUCCAAAAGGCUACCAGCUAUGGUCAGACGAGGGCUAUUGAGAUUAUGCAGUAUGUUGCUGCACAGACUGUGCUAAAGCCUAAACCUACUCAGGAGCAGAGUGGUGCAGUCACCAAACAAUCUUCUACACUGGCACAAAAUCUUCAAUCAGUUCCUACUGCAGAGGACAAGCCUCAUAAACAACCUUCCACUGUCACCCAGAAUAUUCAUCCAGCUGCUACUCCUGAGGACAAGCUCCAGAAGCAACUCUUGCAAACAACAAGGAGUAAAAAUGAAGUAGGAAAUGUUCCAGCACAGAUGGCAUCUUCACUUCCGAAAAUUCCAGAACCCACUUCAGCAGAGGAUCUUCUAGAAAAGCUUGAGCAGUCACCCUUGCGUACCAAAAGCUCACCUGCUCGAAUGACAAUUUCCCCGAAGUUCACUGAAGAAGUUACCAGCCAGUUCAAAGAAAAUGAAGCAAAAGGAAAUCAGGAUGCACGUGUUAGGUUGCGGAGAUUCCGUUCCUCGGUAUACCACUAGAUUUUUUUAUUUCCUUGAUUUAAUAACGUGUAUAAGUAUGAGAGAUUCCAGUCAUUGUAGUUUUGUAGGUAGGUAAAUAAAGAUGAAUAGAUGAUGUGGGUUAUCCGAUUCUUUUCCA
This is a messenger RNA of Papaver somniferum (opium poppy), 1325 nucleotides long. RefSeq names its product putative HVA22-like protein g. Bases 320 to 1207 code for a protein of 295 amino acids. Lineage: Eukaryota; Viridiplantae; Streptophyta; Magnoliopsida; Ranunculales; Papaveraceae. The transcript is spliced from 7 exons. The record is from RefSeq and is a predicted model, not a curated record.